AUGGUUGCCGAUAAUAAAUUCGCCUCGAACGACGGGGUCAGUACCUCCAAAAGCACUACAACAAUAACCCCAACUUUCGCACCAGAUAUCUUGCCAAGGCAAGCUAGACCAACUCCAAAGAAGCAGUUUUUUAUUUUUGGCUACAAUAUUGCACACUCAUUAUCUCCAGCCCUUCACAACGCGGGAUUCGAGGCACUCAAUCUACAACACCACUACCAAAUCCACGAGAGCGAAAACGUUGACGAGACGGUCGAGCAAAUCAUCCAACGUCCAGACUUUGGCGGGGCUUCAGUCACCUUUCCACACAAACUACAAAUUGGCAGACUCUUGGAUUCAAUCUCGCCGCGAGGAGAGAGCAUUGGGGCAAUAAAUACAGUCGUUGUCCAUGAGUCAAAUGGACGCAGGACACUCCACGGGGAUAACACUGAUUGGAUUGGCAUCAAAAGGUGUAUCAUGAAGUCUGGACGUCGCGAUUUUACCAGAUCCUCGGCCGUGGUUCUUGGGGCCGGAGGCGCAGCUAGAGCAGCCUGUUAUGCUAUCCAGGCUCUUGGCUUCCAGGAUUUAAUCGUUGUCAAUAGAACCUUGUCCAAAGCUCAAGAGCUAGCCUCAAGAUUUACCGACUUGAAAUCUCGUGCGCUCUCAACACUGGAGGAGGCGGAUGCUCUAAAGGAUGCCGAUAUUCGACUCGUUGUUGCCUGUGUGCCGGCUGACGAUUUGGGAGAGGAUAAAAUCCCUAGUGGUCUAUUCUCCAAGGCGGGAGACGGGGUUUUGGUCGAAAUGGCGUAUAGGCCUCAGGUGACAGGUAUGAUGAAGGUUGCUGCUAGGUGCCCAGAGUGGAAAGUGUAUAGGGGAGUAGACGUUUUGGAGGAACAGGCAUAUGCACAGUUCGAGUUGUGGACAGGACAGCAGGCACCAGUAGAGGUAAUGCGGGAUGCGAUGCAGCUGAAGAUUAAGGGAAAUAUUUAA
Molecule: messenger RNA, 966 nt
Organism: Fusarium sp. VM40
Lineage: Eukaryota; Fungi; Ascomycota; Sordariomycetes; Hypocreales; Nectriaceae
Source: the annotation of a GenBank genome assembly